AUGGCGGCAUUCUCAGCUACCUUUGACCUUCAAGGACGUGUCAGUAGAUUUCUCUCAGGAGGAGUGGGAAUGUCUGGACCCAGGUCAGCAGAAAUUGAACUCGGACAUGAUGUUGGAGAAGUACAGGAACCUGGUCUCCCUAGUUGUGUUUUUCUGCCAAAAAUGGAAUUUGUGAAGGAAGUAGUCGAGAUGCUGGAAUUUCAUGCAGAAAUCCCAGGAAUCCUGGGCUUUCCUGUUCCUCUGAGACAGCCUGUGCCUGCGUUCUGCUUUGCCAUACCAUGGCAUCAAGACUUACACAGCAUAUCCUCCAACAAGCAGCAGUGUCCUUCAGAGGACAGCAGCACAGGAAUACCCUUCCUCCUGCUCUCAGAGGACGCCACUGCUACAACCAAGGGAUCUGUGCAGGUGGCUGGCCAUGACCUGCGCAGUGCCAAUGAUUACACAGUGCCACCUAUGGAGAAAGCCCUUGUGAAAACGGGCAGUCAGAUCACUCUGCCUGCUCAGUGCUGUGGAAGAGGAGCUCCAUGUUCUGGCGUGGCUGCAAAACACUUCCUAGAUGUAGCAACAGGUUUCAUAGAUGGAGAUUAUGGAGAAAAUACGUGUGGUGUGCUGUUCAAUUUUGGCAAGAAGUUUAUAGUGAGGAAGUGUGAGUGUGUUGCACAGCUCAUUUGUGAACGGGUCUGUUAUACAGAAAGAGGGCAAGUUGAAAGUUUGGACGACACUGAAUGGGGUUCCAGAGGUUUUGGUUCCACGGGAAAGAUUUGA
Phyllostomus hastatus (greater spear-nosed bat) is the source of this 765-nucleotide messenger RNA. Its product is annotated as deoxyuridine 5'-triphosphate nucleotidohydrolase-like. Gene Ontology annotation, biological process: dUTP catabolic process; dUMP biosynthetic process. The record is from RefSeq and is a predicted model, not a curated record. NCBI's taxonomy places the organism in Eukaryota, Metazoa, Chordata, Mammalia, Chiroptera, Phyllostomidae. Gene Ontology annotation, molecular function: dUTP diphosphatase activity; magnesium ion binding.